Molecule: messenger RNA, 1241 nt
Organism: Solanum dulcamara
Lineage: Eukaryota; Viridiplantae; Streptophyta; Magnoliopsida; Solanales; Solanaceae
Product: probable plastid-lipid-associated protein 4, chloroplastic
Exons: 6
Coding region: 97-849 (250 amino acids)
Source: RefSeq, a predicted model, not a curated record
GGAAGCAAACGAAGACGUGUGAGAAAAUACUUAUCCACUCAAGGACAAAACUGUGUGUCCCAAAAUUGAACUAACAUUUCAAAUUUUUAGCCAACAAUGGCUACUCCUCUGUAUCUGUCUUCAUCUUCUUCAGUUAAACUUCACGAAAUCUCCACCUUUAUUCAUUCUUUCCCACCAAAUCCAAAUCUCUCAUCAAAUCUACUUCUUUCUUCCCCAAGAAGAAGACCAUUUUCCGAUCAUUUUCCGGCGGUCAGUUAUGUACCGGAAUCUUUGAAAUUCAGGGCAAGGGUUUCCUUCUUUCCGUUUUUCUCCAACAAAAGCGAAGACACGGAGAGCCUUAAGCUUGCGCUUCUCGAAGCCAUAGCCCCACUUGAUCGCGGUGCUGAGGCCACUCCUGAAGACCAAAAGCUUGUUGAUCAGAUUGCAAGCAAACUUGAGGCAGCUAAUAAAGUGAAGGAGCCCCUGAAGUCAAGUUUAUUGAAUGGAAAGUGGGAGCUUUUGUAUACUACAUCUCAAUCAAUUCUGCAAACCAAGAGGCCCAAAUUCUUGAGAGCCAAUGGAAAAAUUUACCAGGCUAUCAAUGCAGAUAUAUUGAGGGCUCAGAAUAUUGAAACAUGGCCAUUUUUCAAUCAGGCCACUGCCAAUUUAGUUCCUCUUAAUGCACAGAGAAUUGCUGUAAAAUUUGACUCUUUCAAGAUAGCAAGUCUGAUACCUAUAAAGAGCCGCGGAAGUGGUCGUGGUGAACUUGAAAUCACAUACCUGGAUGAAGAACUAAGGAUAUCAAGGGGCAACCAAGGAAACCUGUUUAUUCUAAGAAUGGUGGAUCCAUCAUAUAGAGUCCCUUUUUAAGCAUGGCUCCUGGGGAUAGUGAUUGUCUCAAGCAGUCUCUCUUAGAACCAUUUCAGUUGGACUUUAGUGUUGGAAGUAGUUCUCAGAAGUAUUUCAGUUCAUUGCUGGAAACAAGAUAUACAUCUGAAGUAUACAAGCUUGAGCAGAUCUCCGGUCAGCAAUAAUAAAGAUAUGCUUCGUGGCAAAACUUAACAGCAUAGUCCAAGUGAGCUUGCUUGACAUCUUUACUGUGCUAUGAUUGACCAUCAUAAUAGCAAAUAAACUCAUUCCUUGUAGUUAGAUCAAGCAGGAACUUCUGGAUCUGUAUCUUCUAUAAUGCAUAGUAACUAUGAGAUCUCAAUUCUUCUUUUGUUUUCUCACUAUUGAAUAUGAUUUAAUACUCUUAUUGUCUA